CGAAGUGUGGUUGGCAAAUUAUGAAUGUCAGGUGUAAUCCGCAAUCUGAAAGUCGAGGAUGGAUUUGAUUAACUGAAGUUAGAUUAAUAGCACUUCGAAACUGAACAUUUUAUUGUAUCCGACAGGUGCAUGCCCUCUGGCCAAGACAGUUUUAUGUCUCCUGCUUGGAUAUAGCUGACCAGACACUCCUUUUUCCUCUUUCAAUCCUGACUGACUCCAGUUAAAAAAAAAAAAAAAAAUAUGUCUAAUUAUUCAUCUUUGCAUUUAAAACCACUAUCAGGAUAUUCACACAUGGUUUUCUCCAAACAGCAGUACAAUGCCAUCAGCCCUUUUUACAACAUACAGUUACACAUUUCCCAUAAAGGAGCCAGAGCACGUAAAAGACGGCUGGAUGAUUCCUAUUUCGAUGAGACCUGCGAGACCCCACUGAAAAGACAGUGCAUCACAAGAACAUUUUCCCUGGAUCAGGGAUGCUUUUCUGUGGACGUCCUAACUGGUGUCCAGGAAUGGAGACCUAUGCAGCCAUUAAAAUCAAAAGCCAUCACACUGCCUCGGUCAAAGGUCAAUCAGCCUGUGACCCCUGUUGUGUCCGUCCCUCUGUCCAAGAGCAAACAGAACUGGAUAGAUCAAGGUCGGAAGAGCUGGUCUCCCUCCCAGAUUCCGGCUCUUAAAUGGGACAGAGAGGAUCCUGUGGUUGAGAUAUCAUUGCAUGCAUCUCUAAAUUUUGAUAUUUGCAGUUCGGUUUCUUUAGAUGGCUCUCAGGGGCCUGUGAAAGAUGAGGUCCGGGAGGUUUUGUGUGAUCUUAUUCCAGUCUGUGAAUCAAAAUCCCACAUCGCACCCCCAGAAACUGUUGUCCCAGUGAAAGAGGAGGAUGGAGUGUCUGUCAGUCAACAGGCAGAGCCCAAGGUGACUCUGGGAAAUGAAGAAACCACCGCAGAGAGCUUUGAGAGUGCACAGGUCCAGGUGAAGUCUGAGGUGAUUGAUCCAGACAACACAAAGACCACCAGCAAACCUCUGGUGUUUUAUGAAGAGGAGUGGGAGAGACGGAAGAAGACAUAUGUUGAGUCUGUAAAAAGACAUAUGAAAGAAAAAGGAGCAGCAAACGGUGUCAUCACUGAGCUCCAUACUUUGAUGAAUACUGUGGCCAGUCACCAAACUGGAGGGAAUGGACCACACUGGCAACACCCGUCAGACCUCACACAGAGGAAUUAUCUUCAAUCCCGUUCCAGAUGUCUGUUAGUCUCCCUUGACCAGUGGCAAAAAAGAAACCAUCUUUCCCAUCAAUACUUUGCUAAAGUACCAGAUAUUUUCCACAGGAGCCCAGUGCUAUGAUUUAUUAUUUUUUUACUUUCAUUAUUCUAUAUAUAUUUGUUGUCUUAGCUUUUUCUCUCUAUCAUCGGUAUAAAGUCGAGGAUCAUUGAGUCAUGCUGCUGUUUAGUUUCUCACUGAGAGGUCGGAUACAUUUUUGUGUGUCUAUUGUGAUUUUUUACUUUUUCCAUUGUACAUUGUUGCAUGAUAGUACUUAAUUCAGUUUGCUUUAUUGAGGGGGAACAUUGCAGUGUUCCUUUAGCUAUUUUAUGAACUAAUUACAGUGUUUUUUUUGUUUUUGUUUUUUGCGUUAAAUGCAUAUAAAGGCAUAUACCGAUUUUA
Molecule: messenger RNA, 1650 nt
Organism: Carassius gibelio (silver crucian carp)
Lineage: Eukaryota; Metazoa; Chordata; Actinopteri; Cypriniformes; Cyprinidae
Exons: 5
Coding region: 241-1332 (363 amino acids)
Cellular component (GO): nucleus; cytosol
Molecular function (GO): calcium-dependent protein binding
Source: RefSeq, a predicted model, not a curated record